AUGAUUCAGGGAGAGAAAAAUGGAAAUGGUUUGAAAAUUCUUUCGAGGAAGAAACGAUAUGUUGCAUUUCCUGAAGGGUCGAGUUUUUCGUGCGCAGGAUGUAUGACAGUGGGUCUUAUAGGACAACCUGCACCGUCCACCGCUCCCGGAACCUUCACCUUCGGUAUGAACUGGGGCAUCGCGUACGAGCUGCCAAACAACACUGAGACUGCACUAUUCUACCGGCGCAAGAAGCACAGGAAGCCGGUGGUGAUGCGCAGGAGUAGGCGGGAACUGUAUGAGAAGUUGGAGAUCAUUCUGGAUAAUAUGGGCUACAACGGCAGGCAAUGUAUAUUGAAAACCCUUUGUGAGACGACCCAACGUCUCGUCCCUCACGGAGGGAACAUGGUCGAAGAAAUAUUUAGGACAAUGUUUACUCUGCCGAUGGCGAAGAUUCUUCCUUCAGAACCAAUGGAGCAUGCUAUCUAUGACGCAGCACAUCGCUUAGGGGUCCUCUUGGAGUCGUGUGAUAACUUCGAAUGUCCACUAUCGUUAGUGGACUUGGCUAAAGGCUACUAUAAUGCACCGGCUCCAUCACUAGAUGUAGCUAGAAGUCCUUGGGCAUUGUUUAGCAGCAGAUUUGGAUAA
Messenger RNA from Pararge aegeria (speckled wood butterfly), 627 nucleotides. RefSeq lists its product as uncharacterized. Bases 1 to 627 code for a protein of 208 amino acids. The transcript has 4 exons. Lineage: Eukaryota; Metazoa; Arthropoda; Insecta; Lepidoptera; Nymphalidae. The record is from RefSeq and is a predicted model, not a curated record.